Molecule: messenger RNA, 1371 nt
Organism: Hippocampus comes (tiger tail seahorse)
Lineage: Eukaryota; Metazoa; Chordata; Actinopteri; Syngnathiformes; Syngnathidae
Gene: smim13
Product: small integral membrane protein 13
Exons: 2
Coding region: 358-624 (88 amino acids)
Source: RefSeq, a predicted model, not a curated record
AGUCUCCUGUCAACACAAUUACUCAUUAAAGAGCUAGCAAAACAAAGGCAUUCUGCAGUUAUGUAGCACAAAUCCGGCGCUCACCUAAUAUGCUGGGCCCGGUUACCGUAAAAUAGCCUUUACGGGUUUGAAAGUGGCUAUAGGUCAAGCUUAAGAUAGUUGCGGUAGCCACAUGCUAACAGGCUAGAGUGAGUUUGCGGUGCGCCGCAGUUUUGUUAUUGUCUGUCUCUCGUCUCGGCCAGCGGCGCGAGGGAGCUAAUCUGCUGCUGUACCUUUCUUUUUGUAUUUUCGAUGGUGGACUUUGGCAAAUAAACUGCUAUCUCCCCUGCUCGUCGCAAAGCGAAGUGUCCAGCUAAGAUGUGGCAAAGUGUCGGGCUCACAUUGCUGGUCAUUGUGGCCACGUUGCUUUGUGUUCUUAUCUUCAUGUUAUGCGGUUGGUAUGUGGUCUGGCAGCUCUUCUUGUCCAAGUUCAAGUUCCUGCGCGAACUCGUCGGGGACGCAGCCUCCCCGCCGGCGCAGGCAAAGCCGUCCGAAAGCGAGAGCGAACGCGCCGCCACCGCCCCCACGCGCAACCGUCCCAGGACUGCACGGCAAAGAGUUGCCUUCCCAGAGAGCACCAUGUAGAUCGCCACUGACUACGCACCUUACACUAAAUGAGGACCUUUCCCAACUGACACUCAGUUGGUGACCGGACCUGAAAGCCAUUUGCAGCGCCAUCCAUUACGAAGUCAGCCCUUCAUUAUUAGGCUUUAAAAAAAAAAGUGGGGGGGGGGCCGCCUGUAGUGGCCAUGGAGUGUCUGAUUUUAAGUCGACAUACAACCAAUGAACUUCUUGACAUUCUUAAAUUGCAAUGAACUUAAAGUUGUCAACCCUGCGAUAGACUUAUUCGGGUAAAACAGCUGCUACUACGAUCCUAAAAAACACAAUGUACACUUGAAGAGUGGUUUACAAGGAGCUGACGAAUUUGCGUGGUGUUUUUGAUGCUGCUACACACGACACAAGCUGACAUCCCGGAGCUCCAAAUGGAUGCUCCCUUGCUGCAGACAAGCCGACCCCAUGGCGUCCAACCCCAUCUCGCUCUCCCCGUGUGUUCUGCCCCGCACCAGGGUCAAGUCUAGAUGGCGUCCGUGGGUUUUUUUUUUUCAUCACAUCAGCCCCUUUUAGUACUCCGUCUACAACCGGGCCAAAUGCAUUGCUGUUUUUGUCAUCCUCUUUAUUUACAGGUUAACUGUAGAAAAUACAACUUGCACCUUUUAAUUGAUGAUGAUCAUUUCUGUGGCGUAGCCGCUUCAAACCAAACACUUAGAGCUCAGUCCUGUUUUCUGCUCAAAUGUAUUUUUUUUUAAUACAUUAAAGUCCUAAUUGAAUUUG